AUGGGGUCUCCUUUCUCCUCAAUCGCUCUGGCAGCGACCGCUUUCCUUUCCUUUUCUCACCUCAGCCAUGCCAUCGCCUUGGACCUGGACGAUAGCGCAUCCAUCCGCGCCGUCGCCAAGACCUACGCCCAUGGCCUCAUGCAGAUGUACCCUGGCAAUCAGUCAGGCAUACCAGCCUCAGAAGUCGGCAUCUUCCCAAGACCGCACUAUUGGUGGGAGGCCGGCGCCGCGUGGGGGGGAAUGAUUGAUUACUGGGCAUACACCGGCGACGAUAGCUUUGUGGAGACAGUCCAGCAGGCCCUCUAUGCACAGAUGGGACCCGGACGGGACUUCAUGAAUGAGGCGAAGCGUGGAGAGACUGGCAACGACGACCAAGCCUUCUGGGCCCUCGCCGCCAUGUCCGGGGCCGAAUCCCGCUUCCCCCGCCGCGACACCGCCGGCGCCGCUGCACCCACCUGGCUCUCCAUGGUCGUCAACGCCUUCAACACCCAAGCCGCCCGCUGGGACCUGACCUCCUGCGCCGGCGGGCUAAAAUGGCAAAUCUUCCCCGAAAACGCAUACGGCUACAACUACAAAAACGCCAUCUCGAACGGCGGCUUCUUCCAGAUGGCCGCGCGGCUGCUGCACUACACCGGUGACUCUCGGUAUCAGGACUGGGCCGAACGCACCUGGGACUGGUGCGAGCGCAUCGGGCUCAUCUCCUCGCCGCACUACUUCAUCUUCGACGGCAGCGACGACAAGCUCAACUGCAGCGAGAUAAACCACCUCCAGUUCUCCUACAACGCAGGCAUGUUCCUCGGCGGGGCCGCCUACAUGUACAACUACACGAACGGCUCCACGGUCUGGGCGGAGCGGGUUGCCGGGCUCCUGCAAGGCUCCGCCGUCUUCUUCUCCCCCUUCCCAAACGCCACCGAUGUCAUGUACGAGGCCGCGUGCGAGACUAUCGGCACCUGCAACCUCGACCAACAGUCCUUCAAAGCCUACCUGAGCCGCUGGCUUGCCAAGACCUCCGUCCUGGUCCCCUUCACCGCCCCUGCGAUCCGCACCCUCCUCCGCACCUCCGCCGCGGCCGCCGCGCGGUCCUGCUCCGGUGGCGCCGACGGCGUCACCUGCGGCUCCAAGUGGUACACCGGCGGCUGGGACGGCAAGAGCGGCGUCGGGCAGCAGCUCUCGGGCAUGGAGGUGACGCAGGCGCUGCUGGUCGAGAGCGCGCCGGCGCCGGUCCACGAGGCGGAUGUCUACAUUGGGCCCGCGCCGCCGAUGGCUACCGUUGGUGUUCCGAAGCGGACUGUUACUGCUGAGGCGGCGGGCGUGACUAACGGUGCUGCUAUAGGGUCGAAAGUUGGAAAAGUGGUGCCGGGAGCGGCGGCUGCGGUGGUUUUGGGCUUUGGUGGGUGGUUGUAA
Messenger RNA from Coniosporium apollinis CBS 100218, 1404 nucleotides. RefSeq lists its product as uncharacterized. The record is from RefSeq and is a predicted model, not a curated record. NCBI's taxonomy places the organism in Eukaryota, Fungi, Ascomycota, Dothideomycetes. Gene Ontology annotation, biological process: carbohydrate catabolic process; fungal-type cell wall biogenesis. Gene Ontology annotation, molecular function: mannan endo-1,6-alpha-mannosidase activity. The coding region runs from base 1 to 1404 and encodes 467 amino acids. The transcript is spliced from 3 exons.